Athalia rosae (coleseed sawfly) is the source of this 1004-nucleotide messenger RNA. RefSeq names its product V-type proton ATPase subunit F (gene Vha14-1). Gene Ontology annotation, cellular component: proton-transporting V-type ATPase, V1 domain; membrane. Gene Ontology annotation, molecular function: proton-transporting ATPase activity, rotational mechanism. Gene Ontology annotation, biological process: proton transmembrane transport. The transcript has 5 exons. Lineage: Eukaryota; Metazoa; Arthropoda; Insecta; Hymenoptera; Athaliidae. The coding region runs from base 252 to 623 and encodes 123 amino acids. The record is from RefSeq and is a predicted model, not a curated record.
UAAUUUACCAUAUUAAUAUGCAUACCCGUAAUUAUUCUCUAACAAACAGAGAUACAUUCACUUAAAACUCCCUCGCUAGAUUCACCCCUGGCAAUUAUCGAGAAAAUAAACGCAGCCUAAAAAGGUGGGCGUGACGUUAAAAUCAGUCAGCUGACUGGUGUGAAUAGUUUGGGGUCAGCAGGGAACUUACCCUGUUAAACUUUAGCUUUCCAAUUAGUUUUAACAAAGUGUAGAAAAAGAAUUUGUUAACAAUGACUCUUCACUCGGCAGGAAAAGGAAAAUUGCUCGCUGUUAUUGGAGAUGAGGACACUUGCGUUGGAUUCCUCCUCGGUGGCGUUGGAGAAAUCAACAAAAAUCGCCAGCCCAACUUCAUGGUUGUAGACAAGAAUACUGCUGUGAGCGAAAUUGAAGAAACAUUCAAGCGCUUUGUGAAACGAGAUGAUAUCGACAUUAUUCUCAUCAAUCAGAAUGUUGCCGAAAUGAUCCGGCAUGUAAUUGAUGGACAUACUCAACCUGUGCCAUCGGUUUUGGAGAUCCCCAGUAAAGAUCAUCCUUAUGAUGCCAGCAAAGAUUCUAUUUUACGACGUGCCAGGGGUAUGUUCAACCCGGAGGAUAUCCACUAAGCUAAUCAACUUUGAUUCAAUUGGAUCGCCAAUAUUAACUGUGUAUAAUAAAAGUAUUAUGGACGGCAUAUUAUUUAUUAGUUUAAUAAUCACUACGUACUACCGACACUGUUGAAAUUUCUAUCAAAUUGUGGCAACUAAAAUAGACCGCCAGUUAUUAGAAGUCUUUACAUUCCAUUCUUUCGCUCGUGAUUCAUUGAUUCUUCACUAAUCUUACUGAGCCAUAAAUCUAGGAAUAUUGGCUAGAUCCCAAAUUCCAAAAUCAAGUGUAAUAUUCAGUACGGUAAUUUGAAUAACGAACCGUUGCGGUAGCCUUAGUUCAAAUGUGAAUUGUAAAUAGAUCUAUGAAUAGAUAUUAAAAGUGUUACAAAUUGCAACAAA